UUCAUAGUUCAAUUGAUGUCACGUGCUUGGAUAACUAGACUAAUACUUAUAUAUCUGGUCAGUGCGGAUCAAAAAGUUGUUAGUGAAAACUCAGCAAACACACAAUUAGUAAUACAUGUAUAUUUUACUAUAAAGGCUUCUCUUUUGGAUAUUUUUGAUAAAUUAUUUUUAAAAAGAGUGCUGUCUGAUAGGUAACAAAAUGGUUACUGGAAUGACUUCAUUGAUUAUUUUUUGUACAUUGUCGGGUGUUGCCGGACACAUUGCUUUGAAAUUUCCACCAGCACGAAAAUAUGCUUUUGAUUUUAUGGAUAAUAUUAGGACUAUAGCACCAUGUGGAAUACCAAAAGGCCUUGGACCCGUAACCGAUCUACUGACAGAAGAGACGAUCAAUGUCCAGUGGCAUACACCUUAUCCACACAAGGGAGGUUACAGAAUAGCUUUGUUGGACCAUAAUGAACAAGAGGUCCAGGUGUUUACACCAACUCAAAAUGGACAACGUUAUACUGGUGCCAAUGAUCCAACAACUUUGAGUCAUCAAAUAACCUUACCGAAUACAGCAUGUCGGAAUUGUUCCCUUCAGCUGAUACGACAGGCUGGAGAAUGGUCUGCUGGGAACUGUGGAGAUUACAUCUUCUAUUCCUGUGCAGACAUCAAUAUACUACCAUCAAAUGUACCAAACAGGCGUUGUGGCAGUCAUACUAACAUGGGUAGUAUGUGCAGUUGUAAUAGGACUUACUUUGGAGAACAGUGUACUUUUAGAGAGGAUUGUUUGACCAAUGAAGACUGUCACAGCCAUGGAGUGUGUACUCGGCUGGAGACCACAUUUUAUCCCAGACAGCAGUGUUUCUGUGAUAGAGGAUGGCACGGCAGACAUUGUCAGCACAAAUCAGCUGUUGCUGGGAGGAUAACAGAUUUCUCAAGUUAUAAAAUGACAGAGCUUUCACCAGAAUUCAAUCUCUUCCAUAAAAUUCUUCCAAAUGAUGAAAUAGAAAUGGUAAUGAAAGUGAAAUCUACAACAUGGGUAGGAAUUGGAUGGAGACCCACUAGUUUUAGAUCUGGAUGUCAAUAUUUUCCACAUAUUCCUGGAGUGGAACCAAGGCCAACAACUGGACCUGGACCAACACAUGAACCCGAACCUGAGCCAUCCCAUGCACCUGAACCAGAGCCAACUACUUGUGGUGGGAGAUGGAAGAACUGUGACAGUGAUCAAUGUAACUACCAUGCUCGGUGGGAAUAUGAUGCUUCUAAAGAUGAAAUCAAAUUUACCAUGUCUGCAAUGGUUACACAAUCUAAGUGGGUGGCCAUUGGAUUCUCGGAUGACAAAGUUAUGCCUGCAACUGAUGUGUACAUGGGAUGGAUUGACAAUGGACAAGCAAUUGUAUCUGACAGAUGGGCCACAGGAAGAUUUCAUCCUUCAGUUGAUCCAACCCAAAAUGUCAAAGAUGUCCAGGGUAGUUACACCAACGGUAUGGCCACCAUCAGUUUCACAAGAAAGAGGAACACUGGUGAUAGUACAUUUGAUGUUAUGUUCAACGACACAUAUUGUCCUUACUUCCUGUUUGCCUAUGGUGGCGACGUCUCAAAGACAACAUCGGGAGGUUAUGAUGUAACCAGACAUCAAGCCAGAUAUUCUUCUAUGGAGCGUAUAUGUGUCAAAGCUUGUCCUACACCAGAACCUGAAUCUGAAAACACCCCAGAGCCAGAAUCUGAAAAUACCCCUGUACCAGAGUCUGAAAAUACACCAGUACCAGAAUCUGAAAACACUCCAGUACCAGAAUCUGAGAACAUGCCAGAACCUGAAUCUGAAAACACACCAGAACCUGAAUCUACACCUGAACCAAAUGUACCUUGUGGUAACAAAUAUGCCCAUUGUGUGAGCGGAACUUGCUAUAACUCUGUAGUGUGGAAUUAUAACAGACUGACCGAUGAGAUUACAUUUACUGUAUCAGCACAAAUGAGUUCUUCACAGUUUGGAUGGGUCGGAGUUGGAUUUACAGAUAGUCAAGCUAUGUCCGCUGCAGAUAUUUACAUGGGGUACUACAACCAAGCUGAUAGUUCAUAUGUUAUAAGAGACCGACAAGCCAAUGGUUACAGCAAACCUGCUAAAGAUUCUAUACAGAACGUUGUGGCGUUGGCUGGAAGCUAUGAUGGUACUACAGUGUCCUUCACCUUUAAAAGAAAGAGAGUUACCAAUGACACCACAGACUAUCAGUUCUCGGAUACAAAAUGUCCAUAUAUUUUGUUAGCCUCUGGGGGUGCAUAUGAUACAAGUAGAGAUGAGCCUACAAACCAACAUGAUCGUCGAUUUUUUUCUCCAACUAAAAUGUGUAUCAAUACUUGUGAUACCAGCACAAUGACAAAAGCAGGAUAUUGCCCCAGAGUAACCAAUCAGAUGGUGGGAAUAUGUGUGGAGGAGUGUUCAUCUGAUGACCAGUGUCCAAUGAACAAGAAAUGUUGUUAUAAUGGAUGUGGUCACACAUGUACAGAUGCAAGCACACAAACACCAGAACCAGAGAGAACACCUGAACCUGAAGUAGUGGCCACUGGUCAGCCAGAAGUUGAACCACCGCCUACCAGUCAACCUGAGGGAGAAGGAGAACCAACUGGUGAACCAGAAGGAGAAGGAACGCCAACUGGAGAACCUGAGGGAGAAGGAGAACCAACUGGUGAACCAGAAGUGGGAGGAUCAUGUGGAAGUCGACCAGCUGGAAACUCAGACACCACUGGAAAUAAUCCCCAUCCUAUGGACUGUGUUGACAUGGUGGUGGGAACAGCUAGAGGAAACAGAAGUAGAAUUGGUGACUUCUACGCUCAUGGUAGAUCAACACCUAUGUAUGAUUCAUUUUAUGGAGGGAAGGAGAACUUGUUAGGAGCCUAUGGAUAUGAGGAGAAUGGAUAUACAACAAUAAUCUUCAGGAAAAAAAUGACAGCAAUGGAGAGAGCAGAUUUGCCAAUUCUUGAUGAACACAUGCAUGUGAUAUGGGCACGAGGACAAGACCAGGGAGAUUUUGUACAUGUUCCAGCUACUGGUAUUGAUGGUGUUCCAGCUUCUUCUCUCAACAUUCCAAACUAUUACAGAGAUGAUGAAUAUAAAUACCAUGGCCAUAGAUCUCAUAGAGGGGUCACCAGAAUCAACUUCAGAGAAGGUGCAGCUACUCCCCCACCUAAUGGUCAGUGUGGUGGUUCCUGGGGAACAUGUUCUGAUGCUAACUGUCACAGAGUUACAUGGACGUAUGCUAAUGACAUGAUAACCUUCACCAUUACUGCAGACUUAGAUAACGACCAAUGGGUUGGCAUUGGCUUCAAUGCUAUUAGAGCAAUGAGUGGAGCAGAUGUGAUAAUUGGAUGGGUGACUGCUAAUGGACAAGUUACUUUAAGAGAUAUGAAAAAUCCCACAUCAUAUGGUCGACCUACGACUGAUGCUAGCCAAGAUAUCUCUGACAUACAAGGAUCAAGAACUGGACGCAGAACAACCUUAUCCUUCAAACGUCCAAGGGCACCAAAUGAUGCAGCUGAUUUCAGUUUCUCUGAAACCAAUUGUGGAUACCUAUUUUUCCCAAAAGGAGGCAGUUUUGGUGCUACCAGUAUGUCAAUCAGCAAGCAUGACCAGACACCUGUUAUUUCGUCAAAUAUGAUAUGUUUCCCAUGCCAAGGUGGAACCCAACCUACCCCAGCAAGCCACAUGUAUACUGUAAAGUUAAGAAUUUUAGGAGUACCAUAUAUUGGUCAAUAUGGGAAUGCCAAAUCACAGGAGUAUUUGAAUCUGAAAAGAGAAGUUGAAAAUGAGAUUAAACAGGUGUUUGCCAACAGUCCUAAAUUUCAAUCAGUUUGGAUCAUACGCUUCAUAUCAGGAAGUGUGAUAGCUGAACUUGGUAUAGAAAUGGCGGGCAAUGAAGUUGAGACUAAGUUUGAAGUAAACAGGACGUUGUCAUCAGUUUUGACAGAAGGAAGACUUGGUGGAUAUACAGUUGAUAAAGUUUAUAGUCUUGGACUUGGAAAUGCUCAACCUGUGGAAUUACCAACCCAGUCACCCACUGAAGAAGAAGAUGAGGAGAUACACAUAGCUGUAUGGUUUAUUGUGGCAAUAGCUGGUGCUACACUUCUACUUAUUGUGGUAUUUGGGAUCUGUAACUGUAUGAAACAGAAGCCAAAUCAGUCAGAGAAAUAUAAACAAUUUCCUAAUGGACAACAACCUGUACAAGGACAACAGACAGGACACGGAAACCAGAAUAGAAUGGUGGCAAGUCAACAAUAUUAUCAACCAAAAAAAGUUGUUUAUGUUGAAAAACAAGCAGUUAAACCACAGCCUUAUGAACAAUGGGUUGCUGAUAACCAACAGAAGAUGCAUUAUGAAAAUCCAGGCUAUGAACAUGCAGAAAAGGGGGAAUAUAGGAUUGAGACAUCAUUUUUGUAAACAAAACAUUGUCAAGGCAACAAAUUUUGAUUAUUCGUGUAUAAAGAUGUCUUUAAGAUCAGCAAUGCAGUUUUCAAACUUUGAAAAAACGUUUUUAUAAAGUCAUAUCCUUAUAGCAGUAUAAUACUUGGAUAUUAAACAGUCCAUGAUUUAUAAUUGCUAUCAGGGUUCAUAAAUUUUAAGUUGUGGGCAUAAAUAAUUUGUAUGUCAGUGCAUCCACAAAAUUUAAAUGGUUGUUUAGACAAUGGGGUGGAGAUUAUUGUAAAUAUUUUCAUGUUUUACCAAAUAUGCAGGCAUAUCUGGAUUCUUUCAUUUUUUACCCCCAAGAGAUUUGUAUUCAUAUCUAUAUAUUUUUAUAUUUUCCAUAUUUUUUAAGAAUGUGUUUUUUUUUGUAAUUUUAUAUCAUUGAUUGAAGUUGCAAAUAUUAUUAUGAAUAUGUUAUGCUUAAUCUUUUUUUAUAAUGAUAUACAUGUAGUACCAAAUAUUGUGUAGAUCUCUUUUUAAAAUAAAUUUUUAAUAUUUGGCGUUUUUGACACUCAUUCUGAGAAAAAUAUCUGAAAGCAAGAGUAUUUAUGAAUAGAUAUUUUAAAUAUUUCAUGCGGAUUUGUAUUAUAAAAAAGUAUCUUAAUGUUGUGAAUAUCUUAAUGCUCUGCAAUCUGUUCAGAGGUGCAUAAAUUGAUAUUGUACUUCCAUCUAAAUGACAUGAAAAUAAGCUCAGAAGAUUUGAUUCAAAUUAUUGCUUAUGAAUACAUGUAACAUCAAUUACAAUAUGAUAGUGAAUAUUGAAGAAACUUCUCACAGAUAUAUAUAAUUCACAACAUUUGAGCAAGAUUUCAUUGGAAAAAUUUGUGAAAUCCCUUAUAAUUUCCCCUGCAUUUUUAUAUUAAUUCAGAUUAAGUAUGAAUUUGGUACUACAAGGUAUAUUAUUAAAUGUUUUUUGCUCAAAUAUUGCUUAUGGUAUAUGAUAUUGCAUAGUUAUCCAAUACACUCUUCUGCUCUGACAGGAUAAAGUCUUCUCUUUUUCAGAUUUUUUUGUUUAAGGAAUAAGUAUAAAGCCAAUUUUUAAUGCCAACUACAUUCUUUAAAAAAAACCUGCACAUUUCACACAAGUUAUAAAUUUUAUUGUAUUGCAAAAAUAGAAUAUUUUAUGUUGAAUUAGAAUUUUAUAAUUUUAAAACUACUCACUGUAAUGGGAGCUAUUAAUAAAUAAUAAAGUGAGUGGAGAGCAGUAAUAACAGAGGUAUUAUAUUGCCCAAGACAGUUAUUUCAUUUCUUGACCAUGAUCUAUGCAUAUUUAAACAUUAGUAGGAUUAUAAUUGUCAAUAUUUUUAAAGCUGGUCUAGCCUAAGUGAGGUGUAGAAUAUUAACAAAUAUAAUGCCUACCAAUUUUUAAAUUAGCAUAGAAGAUUUUUUUUUAAUUUAAUCUGGAGUUUUAGAUAAGUUAUGAUUUUCUUUCUUAGCUUUUCGUUUUAAUAUCUAAUAUGUCAGCGUGUUACUGAUGUAUUUAUAAAGUAAGAGAAUUUGUUCUCUGAUUAUUUUAAUUUUAUGGUCACAUUCUCAACAAUGCCUUAUAACAUAUCAAACAAGUAUAUAUUUUGAUUAAAGUAUUACAUCUCCUGUUGUUGUAAUUGAAGUUCUUACAACUGGCAUAAGUUUUGUCACAUAUCAAAUACUUGUCAUCUUAAAUUAAAAAAGGACGUGCCAUCUUUAAAAAAGAUAUGCUUAUCAAUUAAAAGCAAGUUGGUGAAAGCCUUAUAGUGUCUACUUUUGUGGAUAAUUUAUUACCCCAACCAUCCAAUACGGUGACAAAAAAUUGAGAGGGAUAUGUCUUGCUUCAUAUAAAGAUAUUAUUUUGCCUUUAAAAAAGUGAAAUUCAAUUUUUAUUAAGAAUUUCUUAUAUUUGUAAUGAAGAGUUCUUCAGGGUUUAAAAAGACAACCAAUUUUACUUAAAUAAAGAAGUAAGUUUGACAUAAAGACAUAUUAUGUAUUGUCAAAGAUGGCCACCCUUUCUUGAAAGAAAUUAUCAAGAAAGAUCCAUUUCAUAAAUAAACUAAGAUUGUCAAAAAAAAUUAUAUAUUGAGAAUUCAGUGAAUUUUCACCUAAAAAGUUGGGAUAACAACUUAGACAGAGAGUUGCAUGCAAAUAGAAUAAUGAAAUAUUUAAAUAAGUUUAUAGAAAUGCUGUCAAUAGUUGAAACAUGUAGCAUAACGAUUAUACACACAGUAAACAAACCAAUAGUCGUUUGAAUAACAAUGAAACAUCUCUUCCAAACAGUAUAAUUCCAAUAAGGCUAAACAGUAAUAUUUAUUAAUAUAUAGCUUGAAGCAGAAGUAAAGUGUUUUGUGCCAUUAAUUUCUUCAUCUUUAUAUAUUUUUUUUAUUUUAUAUAAAUAAAGCUUUUAUCAUACA
Molecule: messenger RNA, 6822 nt
Organism: Mytilus trossulus (common blue mussel)
Lineage: Eukaryota; Metazoa; Mollusca; Bivalvia; Mytilida; Mytilidae
Exons: 26
Coding region: 200-4414 (1404 amino acids)
Cellular component (GO): extracellular region
Molecular function (GO): peptidase inhibitor activity
Source: RefSeq, a predicted model, not a curated record